Oreochromis niloticus (Nile tilapia) is the source of this 2941-nucleotide messenger RNA. RefSeq names its product solute carrier family 16 member 3a (gene slc16a3a). Gene Ontology annotation, molecular function: lactate:proton symporter activity. The coding region runs from base 325 to 1908 and encodes 527 amino acids. The transcript has 7 exons. Gene Ontology annotation, biological process: transmembrane transport; monocarboxylic acid transport. The record is from RefSeq and is a predicted model, not a curated record. Lineage: Eukaryota; Metazoa; Chordata; Actinopteri; Cichliformes; Cichlidae. Gene Ontology annotation, cellular component: basolateral plasma membrane.
GGCUUUAGGACCCAGCAGCAUGGGGGCUUCCUUGCCGUUGUGAUGAUCUGCAGGCAGACGUGCGGGGAGGAACGCGCAUCUCCGGUGCUGAAGCAGAAGGCUGGAGGAAGGGCAGGACAGCAUCACCCGGGGGUCGUAAAUUAACUGAUGGAGCCACUGGCUGUGUCCUCACUGUCCCACCAGCAGCUGAGCAUCUAAGCAGCUAAGCCCACCCCUCCUCCACGCCAAAAUAAAAAUGGAUAUAUAAUUUGGAUUUACAUACAAUACAUGAAAAUAUCAGGGUCUUCUCCAUUUGCCUUCUUUAAGAUACAGCCCUAAAGAACUAUGGGAGGUGUUGCAUUGGAUGUGGGUGAUUCCAGGGUGAAGGCUCCAGACGGAGGAUGGGGCUGGGCAGUGCUGGCCGGCUGUUUUGUCAUCACAGGCUUCUCCUAUGCUUUCCCGAAAGCGGUCAGCGUAUUUUUCAAAGAGCUGAUCAGGGAGUUUGGUGUUGGAUACAGCGACACUGCAUGGAUCUCCUCCAUACUGCUGGCCAUGCUCUAUGGCACAGGUCCCCUGUGCAGCGUGCUGGUGAACCGCUUCGGCUGUCGUCCAGUCAUGAUGGUGGGGGGCCUCUUUGCCUCUCUGGGAAUGAUUCUGGCCUCCUUUGCCACAAGUAUCAUCCACAUCUACCUCACUGCUGGAGUCAUUACAGGUCUUGGAUUAGCCCUGAACUUCCAACCUUCUCUGAUUAUGUUGAACCGCUACUUCAGCGAGAAGCGUCCUCUGGCCAAUGGUCUCUCAGCAGCAGGAAGCCCCGUGGCCCUUUGCUGCCUCUCGCCACUGGGACAGGUCCUUCAGUAUCAGUAUGGAUGGAGGGGAGGAUUUCUUAUCCUCGGUGGUAUCCUGCUUAACUGCUGUGUGUGCGGGGCCCUCAUGAAGCCUCUGGUGGCCCCAAAGAACCUCAAGGCCAAGAGCUUAGAAGAGGACAACGACAAGGAGGAAGAGGGGAAAGAGGAGAAGAAGAAGCCAAAAGCCAAACUUCUGGACUUCUCCGUGUUUAAAGAUGGUGGCUUUGUCAUCUAUACUGUGGCGGCAUCCAUCAUGGUGCUGGGACUGUUUGUGCCUCCUGUGUUUGUUGUUAGUUAUGCUAAGGAGCUGGGAAAUGAAGACACCAAAUCUGCUUUACUGCUUACUAUCCUGGGAUUCAUUGAUAUUUUUGCACGGCCAACGUGCGGUAUAAUUGCUGGACUCAAAUGGGUCCGUCCUCGCUGCGUCUACCUCUUCAGCUUUGCUAUGCUCUUCAAUGGAGUCACUGACCUGAUUGGCUCACAGGCCAAAGACUAUGCAUCUCUGGUGGUAUUCUGUGUCUUUUUUGGCAUCUCCUAUGGCAUGGUGGGUGCCCUACAGUUUGAGGUUCUCAUGGCAAUUGUCGGUACUGAGAAGUUCUCCAGUGCCAUUGGCCUUGUGCUUCUCAUGGAGGCCAUUGCUGUGCUGGUGGGGCCACCGGGCGCAGGCCGACUGCUUGAUGCCACCAAGAAAUACAUGUAUGUCUUCCUGCUGGCAGGAAGCGAGGUGGUCCUCUCCGCUGUGGUUCUAGCUACCUGCAACUUCUUCUUUAUCAAAAGGAAGCCCCAGGAUCCAUCUCACAAACUUGAGUGCAUCACAGUCACAGAUGACACCAAGACAGAAGUAUGCAGCAGGCCUUCGGAGGUAAAUGAUGAAGAGGAGAAGGGAGAGAGAGAGGAGCAAGAGAAGGAAACAAAGAGGGAGGCAUCGAAGGAGUUGAAGGAGGAGGAGGAAAAAGACAAAGAAAAAGUAGACGAGGUCAGGCCAAAGAGCGUAACAGUGGACUCACAGGAAGUGGAAAAGUUCUUGAAAGAGCCCCAACUAAAUGGUGGCGUGACCCCCAGUCCUGAAACAUGCCUGUGAAAAUGGGUAGAAGACGACGGACGGGAUUGUUUUCCACACAGCUCAGUGAUGUGAAUGGGACCACACCGUACUGGAUAGUUAUGCUUUCCCCAUGAUGUAGUGUUUAACCCAGGUGUUUGUGUCUGAUAUGGCUGAUUAAAGUCACUGCCGUAUCAAAUACCAAUAGUUCUGUGAGCAAUAUUUUAUCUCUAGAUGUUUUUAGUGUGGUUAGCUGUCACAACACUGCCUUGUCUAUACAGUUCAUGUUAAAAGCCACCAGCAAAUAAAGUUGAGGGAUAAUUUGAAAGAAUAUUCUGUGUUUUUACUUGAAAAAAAAAAACACAUGAGAAAUUCAGUAAAUGUUGUAUAAACGGUUGUUUCAGCUUGUUUUAAAGGGUCAGGAAAGCUUUAUGUAAUAAUGGUUGUGUAAUGACCAAAAGCUCUUCUCCACCCGAUGUCCAAAGCUGAAAACGAUCCUCCCACCUGAUCUGUGUCGUCACCAUCGAGAUUGAUAAAACUAUAUUUUGUAGGACAAACUUUCUAAAGGUUGCUCCCAGUAAAGUGGUAGCUGUGUGUGGAUUAGAAGCAGGCUCCAAAUAUUGUUUGCAGCUUCACUGUGGUGUUAGGAUUAGUUAAAAGUGUGAUGUUUUAAAGAAGGAAGCAGUCGGUUCAGUCUGAAGUGCUUUUGGUUGAAGGUACCAGUCUCUCUUACCCUCCUCUACUAUCAUGCUCCAGAUGUUUUCAAUGCGCUGUAGUACAUGUGUUUGACUGUGGGUAUCUGUUGUUGGGUUUAAUGUGCUGAUUGUGUUGUUUAUCCCCCAAAAGCACCGAGUUACACUACAAAGCAAAUUAUAAAGGAUAAAGACGCAGUAUGUUUGUAUGGACCAAAGGACAGGCUGACUAUAUGUGUGUCCCUUAUAGAUUGAAACAGGUGUGGUUAAAGCAUUGAUUUACUGAUGACUAUAAAGCUUUUUCCUCAUGUUGCCUACAUGCUUUGUACUGCCUGUACUGUUUGUGUUUCAGUGAAACAGAACAUUAAAGGGAUUGUUUUGGC